UUAUCGGUAGAAAUAGACAAAAGUGCAUCCGUUCGAAUGAGCAGAUGGGACUUGGAGCUUUCUUAUGACCAACAGUUAUAUGCUGCAACUGAUGCUUAUAUAUCCUUGAUUAUUUACAAUAAGCUCAAAUAUAAGUCAACUGACUGAUUCAUUGACUACUUGAACAUGGCUCGCAUUGUUCAUGUUUGGAAUCUGGGUCGAAUAGCAUACCAUCCAGCUCUCCAAAUCCAAAAGCAUUUGGCUGAUAGUUAUAAAAAUGCAAUUGAUGGGUCUCCAAAUAAAUGCUCAACACCAGGUGAUGUUCUACUUCUAGUUGAACAUGACCCUGUUUAUACGGUAGGAAUUCGUAACAAAGACUAUGAUUCCAAAGAAGAGACAAGGCUGAAAGCGCUUGGGGCAGAGUUUUACAAAACAAACCGUGGUGGUUUGAUUACAUUCCACGGACCUGGUCAGUUAGUCGCUUAUCCAAUCAUAAAUUUAAAAAAUUUGGAAAACCCUGGUGUAAGAUGCUAUGUCAGUGCCAUUGAAGAAACUAUUAUAACAAUGUGUAAAUCGUUUAGUAUUAAAGCAGAAAGAUCACCACACACUGGUGUAUGGGUGUCUGACAACAAAAUUUGUGCAAUUGGCAUCCAUGCAAGUCGUCACAUUACAUCACAUGGUCUUGCACUGAAUUGCAACACUGACCUCAAGUGGUUUGAGCAUAUUGUGCCAUGUGGAAUUGAAGGAAAAGGCGUCACAUCCCUCACAAGAGAGUUAGGUAUGCAGAUGACUUUACAUAGAACAAUACCUCAUUUCCUGAGAAGUUUCAGUACAACAUUUGGUUGUAAAAUUAUCCCUUUUCCGGAAGAAAGAGCAAAAGAAAUCUUACAACUGAUCAGAUUACAAUGAGGUAAUUGCAAUAUCCAAAACAAAAUUUGUACUUCUCUUAGCCAUCUUAGCCAGCAUUAAAAGGAUUUGAGAUAUGCUGACUGGUUUUGGAUUAAAGAAUUAACACAAAUA
Frankliniella occidentalis (western flower thrips) is the source of this 999-nucleotide messenger RNA. RefSeq names its product putative lipoyltransferase 2, mitochondrial (gene Lipt2). Gene Ontology annotation, biological process: nucleobase-containing compound metabolic process; protein lipoylation. The transcript is spliced from 3 exons. Bases 166 to 888 code for a protein of 240 amino acids. NCBI's taxonomy places the organism in Eukaryota, Metazoa, Arthropoda, Insecta, Thysanoptera, Thripidae. Gene Ontology annotation, molecular function: lipoyl(octanoyl) transferase activity; nucleic acid binding; 3'-5' exonuclease activity. The record is from RefSeq and is a predicted model, not a curated record. Gene Ontology annotation, cellular component: mitochondrion.